Messenger RNA from Dermacentor andersoni, 2589 nucleotides. RefSeq names its product pancreatic triacylglycerol lipase-like. Gene Ontology annotation, molecular function: triacylglycerol lipase activity. Gene Ontology annotation, biological process: lipid catabolic process. The record is from RefSeq and is a predicted model, not a curated record. NCBI's taxonomy places the organism in Eukaryota, Metazoa, Arthropoda, Arachnida, Ixodida, Ixodidae.
UUUUAUUCUUGGAACGAUAUUUCUCUGAAGGCGAAGGUGAAGGUUUCCGUGACAUUUAUUAAGGGCGAAUUGCCGCUGGCCGUUCUUGAAAAGAAAGAAAAAGUUCGUGAUCAUUUUUUUUUCUAGCCUUCCUGAGCGCGUUAACAGAACCAAGAUACGCAGCUUAUCGGCGUAUUUACUAAAGCUUCAGCAUUUCUUGAUAAACUCGUACGCGAGGCCGAUCUGUUGCAUAGCAAUCAGUUUCACAUUGUUCAAGAAGACGGUGUGGCUCUCGCCCGAGAAACGCCCUCCACUUCGUUGGGCAACUCGCGGUCGCUUGGCAUCGUCACGCGCCAAAAGCUUGGACCCGGACUUCUUGUAAGCGCGUGUCGGCGUGGCUGCAGGUCCUACUGGUCCCGUUCGCUGGACGCUGACCCUCGAAGUGUUGUGUGGUGCAGGUGGUCUGUGACGACUGGUUUGGUGCGUGACCUUGUCCGAGCUCGAAACACCGUGUGAACAUGACCGCCACUGGAGCGAAGCACGAGGUGGAUCCACAAGUUUGGUGACCCUGCCGCCCUUGGAACGUUGACCACAUGAGCCUGUGAAGCGAAGAGUUGUGGUGCGCCCUCCAGGGGGCGCCCCCUCAGGUCCCACGACGAACACCCGAAGUUCAUGAGGGGUUGGAUACCCUGGUGGGCCCUCUGGUUGGCCCUGCUGUUCACUGGACCAUGCUCCUGGACAGUCGACAGCCUGGCCCUCUUCGAGAAAUGCAUGCCGGACCUGGGCUGCUUCCACAGCGGUGGUCAUUGGUUCCACCUGCUGUACCGGCCGGUGUCGUUGCUGCCCGACGACCGGCAUCUAGUCAACACAACGUUCCUGCUCUUCACGCGGAGUAACCCCGUGGUCCAGGAGUACCUGCAAUCCGACGUCGAUCAUCUGCAACACAGCACCGUGUUCCGGCCGCGGAGGCCUACCAAGAUCAUCGUACACGGCUUCAUGGACAACAUCCUCGUCGGAAACUGGCUUUUUGAGAUGAAGGACCGCUUCCUGGACACUAUGGACUGUAACGUGAUAGUGGUCGAUUGGCGCGGAGGCAACGUGCUUCCUUACAGCCAAGCCACGGCAAACGGCAGGGUCGUCGGGGCAGAGAUUGCCUUUCUAGUCAAGACCAUUGAGCGGGUGUUGGGAUCAAGCCCGUCUUCCUUCCACUGCGUUGGGCACAGCUUGGGCGCCCAGAUAUGUGGCUACGCCGGCUCAAGACUGCACAAACUUGGUCGAAUCUCAGGAUUGGACCCUGCCGGUCCUUUGUUCUACAGAACGCACCCUGAUGUCCGGCUGGAUCCGAGCGACGCCAACUUCGUUGACGUCAUCCACUCGGACGCCAGCCUGCCGUACUUUCUUAUAGAAGGGUUCGGCGUGGACCAGAUGGUGGGUCAUCUAGACUUCUACCCAAACAACGGCAACAACCAACCAGGCUGCCAGAAGUACAACUUCAGGAAGUUUGUCGACGAAGGCGGUCUCAUUGAAGGCGUCCGCCGGCUGAGCUCGUGCGACCACAUCCGAUCGCUGGACUACUACAUGGAGUCCAUCACGCGCGACAUGCGCUGCCUCCCGGUGGCCGUGUCGUGCGCCUCGUGGGAGGAAUUCGAGGCCGGGCGCUGCUCGCGCUGCGGCGGACAGAACUCGCACUGCGCCGUGAUGGGCUUCUACUCGGACCGCAUGAAGACCAGCGCCAACGGCCAGCGCAUGGGACGGAAGUUGUACCUGAAGACCAACGACGGCCAUCCGUUUUGCCUGCACCAGUACCAGGUGGCCGUUCAGAUGUCCAAGACCCCCAAGCGAGCCGUGUGGGACGCCUUCGGACAGCUCUACCUCAAUCUGAAGGGGAAGUUUCAUGUCAGGCUUGGAAAAAGACCUCAAGACAUUCGUGGAGGGCGUCGGUACACCUACUACGUCACCACGCGGGAAGAAGUGACCGACGCCGGGGAGCUCGGCCUGCAGUGGAACAACCUGGACCCCGAAGUGGACAACCGGCUGUUCGUGCACUCGGUCAAGCUGCGGCCCUUCGACAGCUUCUUCAAGCGAGGCAAGAAGAGUCUGACUCAAACUCUCUACUGCGCUAACAACUCCCACGCUCUGCAACCGGGAGAAGAAAUGUUUCUGCAAGAAACGGACACCUGUCCCGAGUAUUGAUGUAGUUUAGAGCGCAGCUCCAUGAACUGGUGCCGACGAGUUCUUCUUAAGCUGCUCAUUUUCAAUUAAGCUCAUCGUCUGCCUUGAGAAAGAACGAACACUCGUCGCAAAGCAGUGACGUCAUCCGUGCCAUGACAUCUUCAUCGAGAUCAUCUGUGCCAGGAACACUUUGUUUCACCUAUCUGUAGUGUCACCGUUACAAGUGCGCCAUUCUUUUCUUUUUCUCCAGGAAGUGCUUGAGGCGACGAGCAUUUCUGCGGGCCGCAGGACAAUGAUUUAAGCGGCAUUUGUGGACGUGCCUUACGUGUUGAUGUAAAACAUUACACUCAACGCCAUGUCACUGCCAGAUGGGGUUGCUCGUCUUCUCUGUUGGUUCCCAGAAUAAAAGUCAGGGUUGCCUGGUGUCAGUACAAUUCA